Messenger RNA from Ziziphus jujuba (common jujube), 1633 nucleotides. RefSeq names its product G-box-binding factor 1. Gene Ontology annotation, cellular component: nucleus. Gene Ontology annotation, biological process: regulation of DNA-templated transcription. NCBI's taxonomy places the organism in Eukaryota, Viridiplantae, Streptophyta, Magnoliopsida, Rosales, Rhamnaceae. Gene Ontology annotation, molecular function: sequence-specific DNA binding; DNA-binding transcription factor activity. The transcript is spliced from 12 exons. Bases 227 to 1321 code for a protein of 364 amino acids. The record is from RefSeq and is a predicted model, not a curated record.
AACCUACUCUCAGUAGCAGUAGAAAUCUUUUUAUGCCGCCUCGACUUUCUUUUGGCGCCACAAAAUCAGUUUGUCUUUUCUAACUCUCUCUCUCUCUCUCUCGCUCUCACACAAAUUUUCUUCAGGUUCGAUUUUUUUGGCCAGUGAUUUCCUACUGUUUCUCAGUUGCAUAAUACUUUUUUAAACUUUCAGGUGGUUCAUUCAGUUCAUAUAUUGUACUGACUCAAUGGGGACUAAUGAAGCUAAUGGAGUUGUUAAGCCUUUCCAGCUAAUUGGGGAUAGGGAAGUCAACGUAAAUGCAAACUCUUUGGAACAGUUGGUUUCAACUCAGAAUGUUCCAAUAGCACCUUCACGGUCUGAUUGGCCAACACAUGCCCAGGCAUUUUAUCCUUAUGGGGCUACUCCACAUCAUUUUUUCACUUCAAGAGCUUCUGUUUCUCCAAGUUUUUAUCCUGCUUAUAUGGUGGGAAACCAGCAUCAAAUAAUGCAACUAUACGGAACUCCAGUUCAAUAUUCUGCCCAAUAUGGUCACAACCAACCGCCAUCAUAUCCAAAUGGUGCGGUCUUCACAGUCCCACAAAAAGAAGCAAACCCCAGCGAAAAGGACUUGGGAUCAAUGAGGAAAUGCAAGAGAAGCUCAGAAAAUGAGUAUCUUACAGGGAAUAGAUUGGGUGAAAGUGGCAACAGAACUUUGCCUCUGAGAAACGAUGGUGAUGGUGCUUUACAAAGUGCUCCAAUUGGAACUGAAGGCUUAUCAGAUGAGACUUGUAAUACCGAUCGAGAUUUUUCUGCGGCUAAAAAGCAAAGAUAUAAUCAGAGGCUUGUAGAUGGAGCAGUUGCACAGACGGAUGCUACUUUACAGUACCAUGAUGUAAAUGCAGAUUCCGGAUUGCAGGAUUCUGCAGUAAACAUGGUUCAGACCAAGUUGAACACGGGAAUUGCCUCAAAUUGGUCUAGCACAAAAACAAUCCUAGCAAAGGAAGAGCAUGACCAGAGAAAAGAAAGGAGAAAGCAGUCUAAUAGGGAGUCAGCUAAAAGAUCAAGAUGCCGUAGACAGGAAGAAUGUAGGAAACUACAAGGCACGGCAGAGGAUCUUGCAAAAGAGACUUCCAACCUUAGGGCUGGAAUAAUGAGGGUUUCUAAGGAAUGUAGGAAACUCAAAAAAGAAAAUAAAUCUAUAAUGAAAGGACUAGAAAAGAUGUAUGGGCCAGAUGCAGUUGGGGAUCUAAAAGCUGAAGAACCUGGUUCUGUUAAUGGUGAUGGUGAAAGCAGUAGCGAUGAAAGUGGAAAUGAGACUUCUGAUGAGGAUGAAGAUGCAUAAUCAUUGUUUGUACCUACAAGCUACCUCUGACAGAAUUAGUUUUGUGUUGAUUCCUCUGAGCACUUAGAAGAAACAUAGCAAUUGAAAACAUAGAAAGUUAAAUAAAUGAGAGAAUUCUGUGGUUUCUCAAAUUUCAUAUGAUCAAACGUAGGGUACAUAUAAAGGUAAUUUUCGAGUCUAACAAUUCAACUAUUAAUACCAUGUCAAUUUUGUAGCUCAUGAAGGCACAGAUUCAUGUCUAGUACACUGAUGUAAAAUACGUUCAAUUCACCAGACAGAUUAAGAACAUUUCCAAUUUGCAAAUUUGUAUAA